AUGCUGUCUACCGCCGUUCAGAUCCUGGCGUUCGCUCUGGCGCUCCUGGGCGUCCUCGGUGCCACUGUAGCCACUCUGCUACCCAACUGGAAGGUGAGCAUCAACGUCUGGUCCAACAUCAUGACCCCCAUCUCGCAGAUGCAGGGUCUGUGGAUGGACUGCGUCUGGUACAGCUCCGGCGUCUUCAGCUGCACCAUGAAGAACUCGGUGCUGUCGCUGCCGGCUUAUCUGCAGACCACACGGGCCGCUAUGGUUCUGUCCUGCAUGGUGGCAGCGUUUGGACUAUGCCUCGCCUCGCUGGGGCUCAAAUGUACCCGCUGGGGGGGCAGCCACCGAGCGAAGGGGCAUACAGCCAUCGCUGCAGGGGGCUGCUUCAUCCUGGCCAGCUUCCUCUGCCUGGUCCCUGCGUCCUGGUUCACCAAUGAAGUCAUCACCGCCUUCCUGACCACGGACCUGCCGGACAGCAGUAAAUAUCAGCCUGGAGGAGCUCUAUGUGUGACGUUUAUCUCGGCUGGCUUCCUCCUGGCUGGAGGGGUCAUUUUUUGUUUGUCAUGUCCUGGAAAAAGAACAAGACGACCGGACUACACUUCCUCCAGCAACCCUGACAGACCUGUACUGUACCACGAUGGGCAGCGGAGACGGGAGCUGCGGACGGAGCGAGAACAGCCAAAAAAAAGACAAAACAAAACUGUCCAGCUGCAGAUGAAAUGCAAAGUGAAGCAGGAGAAAGCUCUGCAGGAGAAACCUGAAAAGGACCAGGAGCAGAGGCUCUACUCGUCUCCUUCCAAACUCCCUCAAAAAGACAUCAAGGACAGCUACAGCCUCCAGGAAUAUGUUUAA
This is a messenger RNA of Seriola dumerili (greater amberjack), 840 nucleotides long. Its product is annotated as claudin-20-like. Gene Ontology annotation, molecular function: structural molecule activity. Gene Ontology annotation, biological process: cell adhesion; bicellular tight junction assembly. NCBI's taxonomy places the organism in Eukaryota, Metazoa, Chordata, Actinopteri, Carangiformes, Carangidae. Gene Ontology annotation, cellular component: bicellular tight junction; plasma membrane. The record is from RefSeq and is a predicted model, not a curated record. The transcript has a single exon. Bases 1 to 840 code for a protein of 279 amino acids.